UCAUCGGAGGCCGUUCGCAGAAACUAGCCGGGGUCCUAUUGGGAACGUACUAUUGCCUGGGGUGGGGGACACCAAUCUAGGGGAAUGAACCAUUCUGCCUGGUAUGGGACGAGGUGUCCGAGGGGGCGUACCAUUCUCUGCGCUAAUGGGAUUGUUGUUCAGAGGCAUGUACCAAUCUCGGAGCGGGGGGGGGAUCAGUUGGAGUGGUCCUCUCCUUGUUUGUCUGUUGGGGGGAACGUGCCAUUUUCGGUGCAGUGGGGGUGCACGGGGAAUGUACCAUUGCCAUUGGGCCACCUCAGGCUGUGCCCAGCACAGACCCAUGGUGCAGCAUCCGAACAGGGUGACCUCACGUCAAGGCUGCCUAGAGCAAUCAGAGGGCGCCAAAGUGGGAUAAUGCCCCAUUGAGACGCCAUCAUGGCCCCACAGCAUGCUGAGCCCUGAGGCUCUGGAACUGGAUUUCAAGUAUCACCAACCACAAGCCUUCAAAACCAUGAGACUGAAUUAAAAACAAUACACCUGGGGCUCUUCUGGUUCACGUUUGCCCGUUUUUCUCCACAACCAUGAGACAAAGGCCGAGAGUCUCACAAUAAUCUCGAGACUCCAGGAUCUGAGGCUUCAAGAAGAUUACCAAAUAUUGUGAUACCUGUAACAAGUCACAAGAGUUACAAGACUGCAUCACAUCCAGAUCUUGCUGAGCCUCAACCAGAGCAAUGAGAUGGCAAGAAAGCUGGGUCAUGUUGUGCUCAAACAUCACUCUGACCCACAAGAUGCUGAAAUGUGGCUCUGUUUCACAGGCCCCAACGGACAUUUUGUCACCCUUUCUAUCAGAGACAGAGGAACUGCCCCCCACCCUCAGGAGGAGAAAAUUAAUCUACCCAGAAUAACAGGAAAACUACCAGGUCCUAAACAUGGCAGUGCAGGAAUCAUCAUCUUCGUCAUUGUCAUCAGGAAGCUCAUAUGAAUCUGAAACAAACUCAGAACCCGAGCCUGAAGCUGCAGCCUCUACAUUGGAACUCACUAUCAGUCCUCUCACUGAAAUCCCCCCCUCAGUGAAGAACAUACUGGACAAAAUUGAUGCUGCCCAGCUCAGCAGAGCGAGGAAGGAGGUUUUUAAGCAACUGUUUGUAAUUCUGGAUAAUGUGAACCGGGUAUGUAACUGCUUCAAAGGGAUGGACCCAGAGAUAGAAGAACAGUUCUUCCUCUCCGGCACUUGGGCUGAGAGGAAACGGAGGGCACUUCUACUGGACAAAGUAGCCAUCUUGCUCAAAGCCAGCACAGCUCAAGGGAAAGAUUUAAAGUUCGUUCUGGAAUCAUUAAAAGAAUGGGGUGAAAUGUUGUCAGAAGGCAAAGAACAAGUCGGAGACACCCACACUGUCCAGUGGGUCAGUGAUAUGGAGACCAAGCUGCUGAUCUCCCUUGAUUAUACAGAAGGAUGUAUAAUGCAGCUAUUCGAUCUCUGCACAAGUCUUGUGGAACACAGGAGGAAAAAGAGGGGGAAAUCAAUUGUUCCCAAAACCGGCAUGUGGAGAGCAUGGCGAGAGAAAGUUGCACAGAAACCUCAGGAAGCCCAGCCCUUGAGCCCUGAACAGAUGUUAGAAGAUGAAUCUGUAAUUUUCUCCAGGACUUCUGAGCUCCUUACCAUGUUACAGGAAUUUGUAGGGUCCACACUGUUUAACAAAGCAGAAGCUGUUGUUGUUAAAUAUAUAGUGACAAUGGUGGCCAAUCUCACCAAAGCCUUCACUCUGCUAACCAAACAGUGCCGUGGCCUGCAAGCAAAGUAUGAUACCUUAGCAUCCCAGGAGUCCAGGAAGCAGGAAGUUCAGUAUGGGAACUUUCAAAAGGAAGUACAGAUGCUUCAUGAGAAAAAGGCAUCUUUGGAGGCUCGAGUCCAAAGCAUUGAAGACAAAUACAAGAUGCUUCUUGUAGCAAAUGAGGCAAUGCAAAAAGAACUGCACAAGGUGAAGAAAAAUGCAGCAAUAAAGAUAGAACCAUCUUUAAGAGACAUGAAAUUUGGGGCCAGGGCUUCUUUUGAAAGGAAAUCCCAGGAAGAUGAUGAUAAUGAUCUGAGUAGGAAAAAGGAUGCGGUUCUGUCAGCUGAAAAGCUGUCAUGGAAAUCCCAGGCAGACCUUGGUAAAUCCCCCUGUAGGAAAAGGGAGGCAAAGGUACCAGAUAAAAAGCAGCUUCAGAGACCAUUGGUAGAGAGAACAGAAGACACCAGUGACAAACAGGAAACAAAGCUUCUAGAUAAAAAGCCAGCACUGAAAGCCUCAAUAGAGAGAGGUGAAGACAUCAGUGACAAACAGAACGUCCCGGUAGAGAGAACUCAAGACACUGUUGGCAAAUGGGAUGCAGUCAUCCCAGUGGAAAAACAAGAAGAGACUUCAGGAGACCUGGCUGGAAGACGGCAUGAACAACCUCUGGACAGUGAGCAAACAGAGGCUGCUGACAAAUGGGAUGUGAGCCUCCUGGGUGGAACCCAAGAAGUUGUUGAAGAUGUCACUGGUGAAUGGCAUGAGAUGCUGCCAGAGGAACAUGAGCUCAAGGCUGACAGUGAAGAAGAAAUUGAAAGGCUCCCAUCCCCAACAGAGCUCCCAUACCAAGGGAUCUCUAGGAAAGGGAAGCAGAGGAGGAAGAAGGAAAGCCUGUAUACUGAGGAGACACAUACAGAAAUGCCUCAGAGCCCAAUCAGCAGAAGCAAGCUGGAACCAUCCACUGCACUGUAUGGGUUUAAUUCAGCUAUCCUGGCUUAUCUGGAGCAGAAGAUGGAGAAGCUAUGGAAGUGUCCCUCUCCCGGGAAGAGACAAGCAGAGAGGAUGCUGCCCAAGGACCCAGAAGCCCAAAGGCUCUACAUGGCCUUGGAGAGGAAACUGGAAGAAUGCUUCUCAAAAAUGAAGAUAAAAUAUUCCAGCAGCUUAGAGGAACAGAAGCUUCCAAGGAGCCUGGAGCUGACUGAAGGGCAUGAUGAGGAGGCAAAGCUGAGUGACCCUGACAGUCUCUUUUUGGAGUCCAAAGUUCCUGUGAUCUCACGAGGGGGACUCCCUGCAGCCCUGUGGAAGGACCCUAACGUCUCAGCACAUUUUCAGUUUCCCAAGCAAUGGCAGGAGGAGGCGCAGGAGCCAUGGCAGGGGGAGGCGCAGGAGCAAUGGCAGGGGGAGGCUCAGGAGCAGUGGCAGGGGGAGGCGCAGGAGCCAUGGCAGGAGGAGGCGCAGGAGCAGUGGCAGGGGGAGGCGCAGGAGCAGUGGCAGGGGGAGGCGCAGGAGCCAUGGCAGGGGGAGGCGCAGGAGCAGUGGCAGGGGGAGGCGCAGGAGCAGUGGCAGGGGGAGGCGCAGGAGCAAUGGCAGGGGGAGGCGCAGGAGCAAUGGCAGGGGGAGGCUCAGGAGCAGUGGCAGGGGGAGGCGCAGGAGCAGUGGCAGGGGGAGGCGCAGGAGCAAUGGCAGGGGGAGGCGCAGGAGCAAUGGCAGGGGGAGGCGCAGGAAUGGUUUAAGAAGAUACAGAAGGAGCAGCAAUGUCAGAUGCAGUCACCACAGCCUGAGGAGCAGCUCCAGCAGCAGCUGCAAGGGGUAAAGGAGAAGGUGGAGGUGGAGCAGCUGGAGGAGGAGCAGCUGCAGCAGGAAGAGCAUCAGUUUGAGGAGCUGCAGCCACAGCAGGAGCCAUGGCAGGAAGGGCAGAAAGAGCGGCAGGAAGAGAAGCAAAAGCAGUGGAAGAAGUGGCUGGAGGAACAAGCAGAGGAGCAGAGGCUGUGGCGGCAGCAGCAGCGGGCGCAGCAGGAGGAGCAGCAGAGGCUGAGGCAGCAGCAGCAGGAGGAGCAGCAGAGGCUGUGGCGGCAGCAGGAGGAGCAGCAGAGGCUGAGGCAGCAGCAGCAGGAGGAGCAGCAGAGGCUGUGGCGGCAGCAGCGGGCGCAGCAGGAGGAGCAGCGGAGGCUGAGGCAGCAGCAGGAGCAGCAGAGGCUGAGGCAGCAGCAGCAGGAGGAGGUGCAGAGGCUGUGGCAGCAGCAGGAGAAAGAGCGUGAGGCGCAGGCGAGGCACUGGCAGCAGCAGGUGGAGGAGCACGAGGAGCAGCGGCAGCUGUGGCAGCAGGAGCAGGCGGAACAUGACCUUCAGCGGAGGCAGUGGCAGCAGCAGGAGGCGAAGCAGCAGGAGCAGGAGAGGCUAUGGCAGCAACAGUGGCAGGAGCAGCUGCAGCAGUUGCAUGAACAGCAAGAGUUGCAGCAAAAGCAGACGCAGCAGGAGCAGUAUCUGACCCCAUGGCCUAAAACAGUUCCCAGGAGCAGAGAGCCUGGGACCCUGGAACACUCGACAAAACAGAUCCCGCGAAGGCCCAGGAGAGAGACUGCAAAGGAAGAGGUCCUACUGUACGAAUAUUUCCAGCCUUCUGCCCAGCAAAUGGUUCCUACUCAGAGCAAAGUAUCCCUGCACUCUCAAGCUCAGUCUACUGAGGAGACCAGCUGGCUCCCCACUCUGGCUCAGAAGACCAAAGGGAAGAGCUUGGUGCCCUCCAGCCUGUCAGAGAAGCGGUACUGGGUGGAUGUGGAGGCUCAGAGGGAGAAUUUGGUGCUGCUAGGCCAGGCAACCCAAGAGUGCAGACUACCCCCACACCUGCACAUGCAGGCGAAGGAAGUUAUCAUUGAGAUCCUGCACAUUGAUGUUGAGAGGCUGGCUCUCCUCUUCCACAAAUACAUCUCCUUCUGUCACCUCCACCAUGUCAGACAAACCUUAAUGUCCCGAUUGGAAGCUGCCAGAGCUGUAAAUGAUGGUGCUGAGGUCCGGAACUUGUACACAUAUGUGGAGAGGGUGGAUGCUUACCGGGAAAAGGUGCUACAGUGCUGGGUGGCCAAGCAGAAAACAGCAGAGCGGGCACGUCAACGCUGCCUUGGCAAGAUGAUUUCCUUGUUUGCCCAGCUCCGCCUGAGCUCUGAACUCCACCUCAGCAGCCCAUCCCCACUCAUGAUCAAAGCAGUGGAUGAAAUGAAGAAGGAGUUCCCGUCCUCAGCCCAUGCCAGAUCCAAAUCCCCUGGCUAUCCAAGCCCCCUGGCAAGUGUGAAGAAAGUCAGAGACUUUAUGCAUCCAGCUGGAGUCAGUGAGCAGCUUUGUGACCAGAUAGAGUCAGUAUGGAGGACCGAUGUCAUCUCUCACAGUUUUCCUGUCGUUCCAAAACCCCCUGUGUCACUACUCUGGUCCCAGGCUGGUGGCUUCCCAGAUAUCCCUAGGUUUCUGGAACUGGAUGUGAGCUCAGUUAGGAGCAAACCCUUUAGGACUCUACAGACACGAGUCCAGAACCUUCCCAGAUGGAAAACAUAUGGACACAAGUAAAAACCCGUGUAAAUAUAGGAUAGUCCAGAUGCAGUUUAAUGCACAACAGAAAUUUAUGUAGAAAGCAAAUAAAGUUUAUUUUUGUGUUUA
Molecule: messenger RNA, 5399 nt
Organism: Caretta caretta (loggerhead turtle)
Lineage: Eukaryota; Metazoa; Chordata; Testudines; Cheloniidae
Gene: FAM186A
Product: family with sequence similarity 186 member A
Source: RefSeq, a predicted model, not a curated record